AUGGGCGCGGCGCCCUCCGGGGAGGCCGCCGCCAGCAGCGCCGCGCAGGGCAGCCCGGCCGGGCCAGAGCGCCCCGGGCUGGCCUCGUGGGCGUCGAUGGCCGACUUGGCGCUGGCCACUCGCAGGAUGAAAGUCAUUCCAUCGCUGCCCGCCGAGUGCCAGGUCGAGGCGCUGCGGGCACUCUGGCGCAACCUGCGCUGGGUGCAGGCAGGCACACCACUGCUGCGCCCGAGCGAGCCCAACGACCGCAUGAUUGUGAUCGUCCAGGGCGAGGCAGAGGCAGUCUUUGGCGGCUACGACCUGGCGCACAUCCCACUCCUGCCAGCAGGAUCCUUCGUGGGGGAGGCCGCGCUGGUGGUGCCCAGCAGCGCCGGCGUGGCGGACUCCAGCCACCUCCAUCUGCCUCAUCUGGCUCCCGAGCGCUUACGACCACUUCGCUGCCUCAGGCGGCGAGCCCUGUUGCCAGGACCAUUGCAAGCCGAGGUGGAGAGCUUUUUGCGGACCAGCCGGGGAUUGAAGUUCAAGGGAUGGGUGCGCACCACUCGAGAGUCGCUCGUGGCGGAUCUCACCCGGAAGGAGUUCCUGGCAGCCGUCGCGAGGCACGACGCGGGGUCAGCGAGUGGCCUCUCGGAGUUGGCGCAUGUCCACUGCAACGUGUGGCAAAACGUGAAGACGUUCGGGGAGCGCCGCGAGCUGGGGGCCCAGGACUUUGCAGCCCUUCGGGUCGUCUGCGAGGGCCCCACGAGGGUUUCCUGCGCGGGCUUCCAGCGCGGCGCUGAGGUGGCGUGGGGCGCGCUGCUUGCAGACGGCCCCUUUGGCGCAUGCGCGGGACCAAGUCGCGCGGCCGCCAGGGCGGCGCCAGCUUGA
Prorocentrum cordatum is the source of this 867-nucleotide messenger RNA. The record is from the annotation of a GenBank genome assembly. NCBI's taxonomy places the organism in Eukaryota, Dinophyceae, Prorocentrales, Prorocentraceae.